Messenger RNA from Parnassius apollo (apollo), 792 nucleotides. Lineage: Eukaryota; Metazoa; Arthropoda; Insecta; Lepidoptera; Papilionidae. The record is from the annotation of a GenBank genome assembly.
AUGUGGAAUGAUCAAUCAGUUGUUGGUGGUGGCUUUUUUAAUUCAACCAAUCAAUUUGGAAAUGCAAAUACUCCUAAUCAAGCACAAAAAACGAGUCGAAGAACUUCACGUACUGCACCAAUUGUUAUUAGACAGGCCUUACAUUCCGGAGAUGGUGAUAUCACAAUUUGGGGAACUGAAAUUAUGAUUGUAUCUAUUGUUGCUAGAGUGAGAAAUGUCCGCAUACAGAGUACAAAAAUAACAUAUACAAUUCAAGAUAUUACAGGAAGGAUGCGUGCCGUGUUUUGGUUGGAUCAAGAAGCUAUGGAGGAAGAUGAUAAAUCCACCCCAAAAGUGCAAGUGAAUGAUUAUAUUCAGAUUUAUGGAAAUGUAAAAACUAAUAAAGGCAAGAAAGUGUUAAUGGCCUUUAAAAUUAUGCCUGUAACUGAUGUAAAUGCUAUUACAUUCCAUUAUUUACAGUGCAUAAAUAAUAAACUCAAAAUGGAAGCAGAUUCUAAGAAGGAAAAGGUGAACAUUAAUACUACAUCAUCUGCAACAUUACCAGCUAACUCAAUGGUUGGUAUGAAUGAUAACACUUCAAUUAAUGGAUUAAAUCCACGUCAAAUGAUGGUUUUUAAUUUGAUUCGUGCUUCAACUCUCGAACAAGGCAUAAGUAAACAAGAUAUGUAUGCUACACUAAAGGAUCGCAUGUCCCAAAUGGAAUUUGAAAAUAUUUUGGAGUGGAUGUGUGGUGAAGGACACAUAUAUUCAACAAUUGAUGAAGAACAUUUCCGUGCUACUGAUGCUUUUUAA